Molecule: messenger RNA, 1482 nt
Organism: Penicillium chermesinum
Lineage: Eukaryota; Fungi; Ascomycota; Eurotiomycetes; Eurotiales; Aspergillaceae
Product: proteasome regulatory particle lid subunit RPN7
Exons: 3
Coding region: 1-1482 (493 amino acids)
Biological process (GO): proteasome-mediated ubiquitin-dependent protein catabolic process
Cellular component (GO): proteasome regulatory particle
Source: RefSeq, a predicted model, not a curated record
AUGGGAUCUGAUCCACAGUACAUCAAGUACCCCGACCUCCUCCUCGCUCAACAUGUCUUCAACCUCUCCAACCCUGCAUGCGCCCCAGCUGUCCAGCAAUCUUCAUUGAAGAAGCUGCAAGAUGUCAUCACCGAGCGAAAGAUGGCCCCCUUCUACCGCCAUCUGGCUCACCCCACGGAAGGAAUUUUGAAUAAUGUCGGCGAAGGUACUACACAGCAUCCUCAGAAUGGCUCCUCCAAGCCGCUUCUUGCCUCGAACAUGCUUGCCUCACGAAAGUCGCCACAAAAGAUCGAUUUUCCAUGGGAUGAGAAGCUCUAUCAAUCUCUGGUAGAGGACAACAAGAAGGAGUUGGAUGGAUUCCAGAAAGAAGAGGAUGAUGCUGAGGAGGCUGCUGGUGAGACCGAAGUGCAGGCCGCACGAGGAAAGCGAGCUGAGUUCUGGGCUCGCGUGGGCGACAAGGACAAGGCUAUCGAGUCGCACGAAGCACUGCUUGAGAAAACGGGGUUUCUGGGCACCAAGAUUGACCUCGUCCUUGCUAUGAUUCGGAUCGGGCUGUUCUUUGGUGAUGCUGCUUUUGUUAAGAAAACUAUCGAACGGGCAGAGACCCUCGUGGAGAGCGGUGGUGACUGGGACCGGAGGAAUCGCCUAAAGGCCUACAAGGGAAUGCAUUUGCUCACAGUUCGUGCCUACAGCGUGGCGGCGCCUCUCCUCCUGGACAGUCUGUCGACAUUCACGAGCUACGAACUCUGCAGCUAUUCUUCUUUGGUGAUCUACUCAGUAUUGGCCGGCUCUUUGUCUCUGAAGCGUGUGGACUUCAAGGCCAAGGUGGUGGAUGCCCCGGAGAUCAAGGCUAUCUUGGGUGCCGGGGAAGACCGUCUUGCUGCUUUAAGUGGAGAGGUAUCUGCAGGUCCCGGUGCUCGUGAGGAAGAGACCAAGGAUGCGACAAUCUCGCGAUCAACACCCGGCUCCGGCCCCAAAACCGCGAUUAAUCUCACCACCUUCAGUACUGGCUCUGCGGAGCAAGCAGAGAACGAAAGCCCGGUGGAUUUCUCUCCAUUGGCCGAACUGGUCAACAGCUUGUACAACGGCAACUACCGCUCAUUCUUCCUGGCUCUCGCCGCGGUCGAGGAUCAAUUCCUGACCCAGGAUCGCUAUCUGUACGAACAUCGGGCAUGGUUCGUCCGUGAAAUGCGUCUCCGCGCCUACCAGCAACUCCUUCAAAGCUAUCGUGUGGUGGGAUUGAACGGCAUGGCGAGCGACUUCGGUGUGACAGUUGAUUUCCUUGACCGCGACUUGGCCAAGUUCAUCUCUACCAACCGCAUCUCCUGCACCAUCGACCGGGUGAACGGUAUCAUCGAAACCAAUCGACCCGACGAUAAAAACAAGCAGUAUGCGGAUGUCGUGAAGCACGGCGAUGCCCUGAUCACCAAGCUCCAAAAGUAUGGUCAAGCUGUCCGUCUGCGUGGAAGUGAACGCAGUUGA